Molecule: messenger RNA, 1741 nt
Organism: Orycteropus afer afer
Lineage: Eukaryota; Metazoa; Chordata; Mammalia; Tubulidentata; Orycteropodidae
Gene: ARMCX1
Product: armadillo repeat containing X-linked 1
Cellular component (GO): mitochondrion
Source: RefSeq, a predicted model, not a curated record
AUGGGCCGUACUCGGGAUGCUGGUUGUGUGGCCGCUGGGGUGGUGAUCGGGGCUGGCGCCUGCUACUGUGUAUACAAACUGACCUGGGGAAGAGAUGAAAGCGAGCAAAUCUGGGAGGAUAACGAGGAGACUAGUGACAGGGCAGAGACUGAGAAAAAAGCUCAGGCUAAGCCUGGGUCUGUGGCAUCAGCCAGAGUUGAGGCUGACACAGUGGCCAAGGCUGAAGUGGGCUUGGGAGUCAAGAGUGAUCCAGAUUUAAAGGCAGAGGCCCACUUGGGGGCCCAGAGUGGGGGUGGCUUAGAGGCCAAGGCCAGGGCUCUUUUCAGCACCCUGAAAGAACAGGCAAGUGCAAAGAUGGGCAGAGGAGGCAGACUGGGUGUCGGCUCUGGGACCAGGACACUUUCAUCAAGUUUACCUUGCCCAGGAGGCAGGGGUGGAGGCUGCCACCCUGCCAGGGCUAGGACUGGGGGAAAAGCAAGUGGAAAAUCAAAGGGAAAGCCUAAAAGCAAGAGCACUAGGCCUCCGCCUACAGCAUGGCCUGCCCGCAGGGUUAAGUUCAACUUUCCCUAUAAAAUUGAUGAUAUUUUGGGUGCUACUGACCUUCAAAAAGUCCUUAACAUUCUGGAGAGAUCAAAUGAUCCUUUCAUUCAAGAAGUAGCUUUGGUCACUUUGGGUAACAAUGCGGCAUACACAUUUAACCAAAAUGCCAUUCGUGAAUUGGGUGGUGUCCCAAUUAUUGCAAAAAUGAUAAAAACGAAAGACCCCAUUAUUAGGGAAAAGGCUUACAAUGCCCUUAAUAAUUUGAGUGUCAUUGCUGAAAAUCAGGGCAAGAUUAAGACGUACAUCAGUCAGGUGUGUGAUGACACUAUGAUCUGUCGAUUGGAUUCAGCUGUGCAGAUGGCUGGUCUAAGAUUGUUAACCAACAUGACGGUGACUAAUCAUUACCAACAUUUGCUUUCCUAUUCUUUUCCAGACUUUUUUGCUUUGUUAUUCCUGGGAAAUCACUUCACCAAGAUACAGAUUAUGAAACUCAUUAUAAACUUUACUGAAAAUCCAGCCAUGACAAGAGAGCUGCUCGGUAGUAAAGUACCAUCCGAAUUGAUCUCCCUCUUUAAUAAAGAACGAGACAGAGAGAUUCUUCUUAAUAUCCUUACCAUUUUUGAGAAUAUAAAUGACAACAUAAAAAGUGAAGGGUUUGCAUCAUCCAGGAAAGAAUUCAGCAGAAGUUCACUUUUUUUCUUAUUCAAAGAAUCUGGAGUGUGUGUUAAGAAAAUCAAAGCAUUAGCAAAUCACAAUGAUCUGGUGGUGAAGGUAAAAGUCCUGAAAGUAUUGACCAAACUCUAAUUAGGGCUUUGUCCCAAACCGUAGUGGUGUGAUUUCUUAGUUUGCCAUUGGGAACAAUGCAUUUGGUAAAUUCUUUGAUUUUCACUGUGCUCAUAGGUCAAAGGGGUCUUUUCAGCUGCCAUUUUGGAAUAAUGAAUAGCACAGAUCAACAACAGUGAUGCUGGUUGUGAAGGUGGAGUUUAGGAUGGACCAUUUUAAAGAUGCCACAUGAAUAUUAGAACUUAUAAAGAUAACGCUCUUAUUGAUUCAAUAUUGCUACUUAAACAUAUUUUUACUCUAUCUAAACUGACAGUGAACUAAUCAUACAUCAUGAAUAAGCUACACUUUUGUAUAGGUUUACAUUUGUUAAUCUAGAGCUUAUGUUUCAUCAAUAAAGUGCGUUUUAAGCAGCAAAAAA